GAGAGGCGGAGAUAUUACAAAAUAAGGAAGAAGGGCAGCAACUGGAACUCCAGGAUUAAGGGCUAAAACAAGAGAAAAAGGUUCUGUUUUAGGAAAAGAAGAAGUCAAUGUGUGAGCAGAUCUACAAUAAACUCCUGGUGUCUGGGGAUUGACCAAGUGCAAGGAAACCGGCGCUGAGCUGACACUUUCGUUUACAGAGAGCGAACUGCUGCACAUUGUCACCUGCAUGCAAAGAUGAAUAAUACCACAGCCAGCAUAUUUCCAACUACUGAGCCAAACAACUCAUUUACUAGUAUGAACGAGACACUUGGGCCAUCUACACUUUCCAGCCUCAUCAUGUCCUAUACCUCGGAUGCUCAAAAUGCUCCACAAAUGAGGGAUUCAAAUAACACCUCUGAGGACAAUGAACAAAUAUUCUUGACGACAGCUGCUGCUAAAGGCAUUUCGGGACUGUUUGUUUGGACUGCCCUGUUACUGACUUGCCACCAGAUCUACCUCCAUCUUAGAAACUACACUAUGCCCAACGAACAGCGCUACAUUAUCCGGAUCCUGUUUAUUGUGCCUAUAUACUCCUUCGACUCGUGGCUGAGCUUGUUACUGAUUGGCAAUGAUCAGUACUAUGUGUAUUUUGACUCUGUAAGGGAUUGUUAUGAAGCUUUUGUUAUAUAUAGUUUCCUCAGCCUCUGCUUUGAAUACCUUGGCGGGGAGAGUGCCAUUAUGACAGAGAUCCGAGGGAAGCCGAUAAGGUCCAGCUGUUAUUAUGGCACCUGCUGCCUACAGGGGAUGUCUUACUCCAUAGGAUUUCUGCGAUUCUGCAAACAGGCAACGCUGCAGUUCUGCAUUGUGAAGCCCAUUAUGGCCAUAGUUACAAUUAUUCUACAGGCAUUUGGAAAAUACCAUGAUGGAGACUUUAAUGCUCAGAGUGGUUACCUGUACAUUACCAUCAUCUACAACUUCUCAGUGAGCCUGGCUCUUUAUGCGCUCUUUCUCUUUUAUUUUGCAACCAAAGAACUUCUCCAACCAUUUGAACCAGUUCUUAAGUUCCUUACUAUCAAGGCUGUCAUUUUUCUGUCCUUCUGGCAAGGGAUGCUUCUGGCUAUACUGGAGCGAUGUGGUGCAAUUCCGGAAGUGCAGAACAUCAAUAACAACAUGGUGGGUGCUGGCACCGUGGCAGCAGGUUGCCAGAACUUCAUCAUCUGCAUCGAGAUGCUGUUUGCAGCCAUUGCCUUGCGUUACGCCUUCACGUGCCAAGUCUACCGGGAGAAGAAAGAAAACUCCACAGCAAACCUGGCUCCCAUGCAAAGCAUCUCCAGUGGACUGAAAGAGACCAUGAGUCCUCAUGACAUUGUCCAAGAUGCCAUCCACAACUUCUCCCCGACUUACCAGCAGUAUACGCAACAAUCCAUGCAAGACUCCGAGCACAAAGCAUACGGGGCGAAUGGGCACCCUGUCGCCAGUUCGAGUAACGGCGGACACUCAAACAAAAAGAAAAAGCAAAAUGAGAAAAUGAUGCUGAUCAUUUCAGAUGACGAACUCUAGAACACAACUAUUAUUUUUUUUUAACGGCCUUUAAAACGUUUACCUAGUCUUUAAAAAAAGCGAGUGGAUUUUGUAAAGGACCUUUGGAAUAACAGGGGAAUACUUCUCCACUGUAAAUAAUGUACUUAGCAGCUGUUGACAGUAAUUUAUCAUUGCACUCAACAAGACUCAAGUAAAGACAGAGGGACGACAUGAUAUUGACACGUUCUUCAGCCAAAAUUGGACUCUGCCUUCAUAUCAAUAAUUUAUUUCAUUGUGUUUAGUGUUUUACUACAUAGAAAUUGUGUUGUUUUUUUUUUUACAGCAAUUUCAAUUUGUGCCAAAAAAAAAAUGCAUUUUUGUAAAUUGCAUACUUUUUGUAUGAUUCGUAUGGAAACAUAACAGACGAUCUGCAUGGAAGGUCAAUGUCACCGCUGGAGUCAAAGCGAACAGUUCACAUUAAGAUGCUCCUCACACUUUCUCCAAUAGCAGAUGCAGAAUACUAAUGGGACAAUGCGUCAAAGUCAUUUCAUCUGAACUGGAACAAGCAGCCCGGCAUAUUACCGAUCAUUGGAGAGAGAUUCCAGCGGAAGCCUCACACAAAACAAUGUUUGUCUGGUGGAAUAUUUAUGUGUGGGGCAGCUUUUUUUUUUUAAUUCACCUGUAGAAAUCUUAAAAUACAGCAAAUAUGUUUCACUACA
Messenger RNA from Xenopus laevis (African clawed frog), 2219 nucleotides. It is a transcript of the gene tmem184a.S, whose product is annotated as transmembrane protein 184A S homeolog. Lineage: Eukaryota; Metazoa; Chordata; Amphibia; Anura; Pipidae. The record is from RefSeq and is marked provisional. Gene Ontology annotation, cellular component: membrane.